Miscanthus lutarioriparius is the source of this 1761-nucleotide messenger RNA. The record is from the annotation of a GenBank genome assembly. NCBI's taxonomy places the organism in Eukaryota, Viridiplantae, Streptophyta, Magnoliopsida, Poales, Poaceae.
AUGGAGUCUGGGAUUUGGGCAUCUGUUUGGAGCUUCAUCAAGUUCCUGCCUUUCUUCUUUGCGCUUCUCCUCCUCGGCAUCAUCAAAGGUGCUUUGUUUGGCCCAUGGGCAUGGCUCGUCAUGACAAUUGGAAUCUCCGCACUUAUUCUAGGCUUGUGGCCUAUGCAUGUGAUUUGGACAUAUUACUGCAUCAUCAGAACCAAGAUGGUAGGACCGGUCGUAAAGUUGCUGCUUCUUAUCGCUGCAACUGUGGUUUUGUUUCUAUGGCUAAUAAUUGGCGUCGCGGGAAGCAUCCUUGCUGGUUUGGCUUAUGGCUUUCUAGCACCAGUAAUGGCUACAUUUGAUGCAGUUGGGGAAGGAAAAGAAAAGACACUUGUUCACUGUUUUUUGGAUGGAACAUGGAGCACUAUCACAGGAAGCUGUACAGUAGUCAGGGACGUGAAAGACAUGUUGGUACACUCAUAUUUUUCAAUCAUGGAUGAAGUUCGUCUUCAUGCACCUCCCGAUGGCAAGCCAUAUGAGAUAAGAUUGCUACAAAUUCCUGGUGCAAUAUUUGCUGCUGCUUGUGGGCUUGUAGUGGAUGCAAUAAUGUUCACACUAAUUGCCUUGUACAAGUUCCCUGUUAUGCUAUUCAAAGGAUGGAAGCGGUUGAUUGAAGAUCUUGUUGGCAGAGAAGGACCUUUUCUUGAGACAGCUUGCGUGCCGUUUGCUGGUCUUGCAAUUCUUCUCUGGCCAUUUGCAGUUAUAGGAGCUUUUCUAGCCUCUGUUAUCUGCAGUGUUCCGUUUGGUGCAUAUGCUGCUGUGGUGGUUUAUCAGGAAUCCUCACUUUUCUUGGGACUGUCUUAUGUAAUAUCAUCAGUAUCCAUCUUUGAUGAAUAUACAAAUGACGUACUUGACAUGGCACCAGGAUCUUGCUUUCCUAGGUUUAAAUAUAGGAAAAAUGAAGCUUCCUCACAUGGUGGUUCUCUCUCGAGGCACGGUUCAUCCAAGGACAAGCAUGAUGGAAAGAAAGCUCCUCAGCGCGUAACAUCAUUUAAAAGUAGCUUUGAUGAGUUCAAUCCAUUCAAGUUGCUAGAUCACCUUUUCAUAGAGUGUAAGCACCGUGGCAAGGAUCUGGUCGCUGAAGGAGUGAUAACCCCAAAAGAUAUAGAAGGAACAAAGGCAGGCAAAGCUAGCACUGGAGUACUUAAUGUUGGGUUACCAGCAUAUGUUAUCCUUAAGGCACUCCUCCGAUCUGCUAAAGCCAAUUCUGAUGGUCUGAUUCUAAGUGAUGGAUCUGAGAUAACAUCUGACAAUAGGCCUAAGAGUAAAGUCUUUGAGUGGUUUUUUGACCCUCUGAUGGUCAUCAAAGAUCAAAUCAAAGCUGAGAACUUCACAGAAGAAGAGGAAGCAUACCUUGAGAAGCAAGUGCUCUUGAUAAGUGAUCCAAAGCGCAUCAAGGAGAAUCUCAUUCGGCUUCCACCAUUGAGUGAGCGAAAACAAGCAGAAAUAGAAGCAUUUGCUCGAAGGUUGCAAGGGAUCACAAAGUCGAUAUCAAGGUACCCCACAGCCAAGCGCCUGCUUCGACGCCCCUUUGUGAAGGCUCUUUCAGAAGAGCUUGCGAGGACAAUGGGUGGUAAUCAAUCUGCCAAUGGGUCUCAAGUCCGGAAGAUGAAAAGUGGCAUCGUCCGAAUGCUUAGCCAGAGAUCACUAGGGAAAACAACAGGCAUCCGUGGAGAUGAUCAUGAGGCCCAGCUGACAAGUGAUGGUCUAACUUCAUGA